AUGACACUUCAAUGGACCACGGAAGCCAGCCAAGCGGCUGCAGACUUGAUCAAUGAGAACAGCAGCCUUGAUUAUGUAUUGUUCACAAUCCCAAAUCCAAAACAAUCCAAACCUGAGGUCGUCGUCGAAUCCAAAGGCAAUGGUGGGCGGCAAGCCGUCUUUGAUUUAUGCUGCAACGAAGCCUCGCAGAAAAAGGUUCUGACGGGAGCCUUUGUCGUCAGUGCCGUCGAUGAAAAGGGUUCUGUCACAAGUGUCCGUCGAAAGCUAGUCCAUGUCACUUUUGCCGGAAGUCAAGUGGGAAUCAUGACCAAGGGCAAAUUGAACGGUUGGUCGGGUCCCUUUCGGGAUCCCUUUCCAGGAUGUGCUACCUAUUUGCAACUAAUGGGAGGAGAUAUGGACGAUUUGCAAGAAGGAGACUUGGCAGCAACCUUGAUGGCAGCAGGAGGUGCAACGAGAUAUGACUUUUCGAAUCAAACGUUGCGAGGAUCACUGGGGUUGCCGGAAACGCCUGCUCCCGCUCCAGCACCGGCUCCUAUUGUAUCAAGUGGUAAGAGAUUUAAAAUGCCAGUGGCGGCCCCGGAACCAACGCCGGAACCUGCUCCAACACCGGAACCAGAACCAGAACCGGAACCUGCCAAUAUGAACAAAACGAUAACGGCCUUGCAAAAGAUGAAGGCCCACAAGCAAGCCAUGAAACGGACCUCUAAAAUGGAAAAGACUUCUCCUGAGCGACCCGUCUUGCAACCAGUCACCGUUCAAGAAAAGGAACCAACAAAACCAGAAGCACCGGAACCUGGACCUGCGCCCAAACCGCCUCCUGGUGAUCCCGACCGCCGCCAAGUUCUCAUGCUCGUGUCGACCCAAUCUGGUUCGAAUCGACAAUUGAACGAUUGCAAAGCUAGCAAGCAAAUGUUAGAGAGCAUAGGCAUCGCGCCAGUGAUUCUAGACGGUGCGGAUCCAGGAGCGAAAAAGAAGAGGGACAAGCUGUUUCGAUUGUCUGGUGUUCGAGGCAAUUAUCCACAAUUCUUUGUCGUCGAGAAAGGCAUGCUAGAAGAUAUAGACGACGAUGAAGAUGAAGGAGAAGCUACCUUUUUUGGUGACUACAAAAUGCUGAACGAAAAGAGGAAAAAUGGUACCUUGGCGAAAGACAUUGGACUAGGUGACGACAGUCUAAGUCCCCAUCCCGGACAAGAAGAAAAUACUGAAGCGAAGGCUAGCAACAAGAAAUUUAUCUUGUUAAUAUCGAGCAUGUGCAAUGCCCGGGUCAUGGCCGAACAAAAUCAUGCCAAAGCCGUCAUUGAAGGUUUGGGUAUUGACAUGACGAAACAGUUGGAACUACUGGAUGGUUGCGAUAAACAAAUGCACGAACGUAGAAAUGAGCUGUGGGGGGUUUCGGGCAUACGAGCCCAGUAUCCACAAUUGUUUACGGUGGAUGACGAUGCGAAAAUUCAGUAUGUGGGGGAUUAUGCGAAUAUCAUGUACCUGAAUGAUAAUGGAACCCUGGCGCAAGAAGUUGGAUUGGCGGCGUGA
Messenger RNA from Cylindrotheca closterium, 1530 nucleotides. The record is from the annotation of a GenBank genome assembly. NCBI's taxonomy places the organism in Eukaryota, Bacillariophyta, Bacillariophyceae, Bacillariales, Bacillariaceae.